AUGGCUGUCCUUCAAAAGACCAUUGAUUACCUACUUAGCUUACUGGAUCAGCCAUAUGAUGGCAACUUCCUUGGGAGGUACAACUUUCUGUGGGACAGGAUGAGAGCAAUCCAGAUGGACCUGAGAAUGCAGCACAGUUUCAAUGUGGAAGCUAUAACUAUGUUGGAGCAAAUGAUAAGGCUUCAUGUAAUUGCUAUGCAUGAGCUGUGUGAAUAUAAAAAAGGAGAAGGUUUUUCAGAGGGAUUCGAUGCACACCUUAAUAUUGAACAUAUGAACAAAACAUCUGUUGAACUAUUUCAAAUGUAUGAUGAUCAUAGGAAGAAAGGUGUUAUUGUGCAGUCAGUAAAAGAAUUCCGUGGGUAUUAUGCUCUUCUCAAACUGGACAAGCAUCCUGGAUACAAAGUGGAACCUUCAGAGCUGUCGCUAGAUCUGGCAAAGAUGACUCCCGAGAUAAGGCAAAACCCUGAAGUGCUUUUUGCUCGCAAUGUUGCAAGAGCUUUCAGAACAAGCAACUUCAUUGCCUUCUUUAGGCUUGCUAAGAAGGCAACUUAUCUUCAAGCAUGUUUAAUGCAUGCUCACUUUGCUAAGCUACGAACCCAUGCACUUGCUUCCUUAUACUUGGGUCUACAAACCAACCAAGGAAUCCCUGUUUCUGAAGUUGCCAAGUGGAUUGCUAUGGAGGAAGAAGAUGUCGAAAACUUAUUACCAUAUUAUGGGUUCUCGAUAAAGCAAUUCGAAGAGCCAUAUAUGUAUGAACGUUUGGAUGGGAUAGAAAUCAAACUAACUGUUUGCUUGAAGUUAAAAAGUACACCAGGACAGCUGAGAGGGAAGCAUAUCUUAUACGUCCAAUGCCUGUCCUUUAGAAGACCAUUGAUUACCUUCUUAGCUUACUGGAUCAGCCAUAUGAUGGCAACUUCCUUGGGAGCUAUAACUAUGUUGGAGCAAAUGGAUGUCUGCUUGACCUUGUCGUGCCAUGCAUUUGAGAAGAAAGGCAUUAUUGUGCCGUCAGAAAAAGAAUUCUAUGGUCAUUAUGCUCUUCUCAAACUGGACAAGCAUCGUGGAUGCAAAGUGGAACCUUCCGAGCUGUCGCUAGAUCUGGCCAAGAUGACUCCCGAGAUAAGGCAAACCCCUGAAGUGCUUUUUGCUCGCGAUGUUGCAAGAGCUUGCAGAACAGGCAACUUCAUUGCCUUCUUUAGGCUUGCAAAGAGGGCAUCUUACCUUCAAGCAUGUUUAAUGCAUGCUCACUUCGCUAAGCUACGACACCUUGCACUUGCUUCGUUAUACUUGGCUCUACAAACCAACCAAGGAAUCCCUGUUUCUCAAGUUGCUAAGUGGCUUGCUAUGGAGCAAGAAGAUGUCGAAAACUUGUUAGCAUAUUAUGGGUUCUCGAUAAAGGAUUUUGAAGAGCCAUAUAUGGUGAAGGAAGGACCAUUUCUCAAUAGCGAUAAGGACUUCUCAACAAAGUGUUCCAGACUUGUUCAUCUAAAAAAGUCAACUACUAUCGUCAGUGAUAUUUCUCCAUCUUCUCAAGUCACACCUUUGCCUGCUGAAGCAACAAGAAAAAUCCGAGUUCCUUUUGUUGACAAGAAGAAUCCAAGUCACACCUUUGCUGUGAAAGCUACACCUGCUUUGGUUGAUAAGAAGAAUUCUAUCAGUGCAAUUAAUGAUGAAAUGCCUGAUUCUCAUGUUGUUGUGCCAUUACCAAAGUUUGGCUUGCAAAAACAGUGUACUAUUGGUAGAUCUGAAGUUUUGAUCAAAUGGAGACAGAUAACAAUAAUCAUGUGA
This is a messenger RNA of Linum trigynum, 1785 nucleotides long. NCBI's taxonomy places the organism in Eukaryota, Viridiplantae, Streptophyta, Magnoliopsida, Malpighiales, Linaceae. The record is from the annotation of a GenBank genome assembly.